AUGGGAAUACUCUCUUAGUUAUUCAAGCAUUGCAGUUGUAGCAACUAUAUUAUGUGGCUUGCCAUAUUAAUGUUUUGCAUUUCAGGAAGCAGCUUAUGGUACUAUAAAUGGGAUAAAGCAAGAGAUGAAAAAGAGUAAGAAGAAGAAAAACUUAAAGCGCAAAAGUUGAACACACAAACCAAAACUCAUUAAUAGCCAGAAGUAAAGGUGCAAGCAUCAACAGUACCUUAAGAUACUAAAAAGCAAUCUAAUUAAUCAAAUAAAACUGACUCCAAGUCUACUAAUGUCAAAUCAGAGGUGACAAAAUAACCACCAACAAAGAAGGAAGAAGAUAUUUUGGAGCAGAGAAGAGCAUAGAAGACAGACUUGCUAAUGAAAAUGAGCCAAGAUCACAGAAUCGAGGAAGAGCCUCACCUAGAGGACUAAUCUACACAGAGAAAUAGCCCAGUUAAAUCCCAGAAGCAAGCUAAGGCCAAGAAGGGUCAGAGUCAGUAAGAACCAAAGCCAGCUAUCGAGCUAGUUACCAUGAAGAAAAUAGAGGAGGUUUAACAACAACCAGUAAAGAAAGGCAAAAAGCAUGGUAAAAAGGAAGUAUAAGAGCUUGAAUAAGUGGUAGAGGUAGCUGUAGUUGAAAAGGAAGUCAUCAAGACAGAUGAUCAAUGGACAGUUGUCGCUCAAAGAAGACGCUGA
Molecule: messenger RNA, 690 nt
Organism: Stylonychia lemnae
Lineage: Eukaryota; Ciliophora; Spirotrichea; Sporadotrichida; Oxytrichidae
Source: the annotation of a GenBank genome assembly